CACACACACAUUUAACCAUCAGCACUGUAAACCAACCAGGCUGCAGCCCCCUCCCCUGUUACACUUUCUUUCCAUAACCCUUACGUACCUCCUUCCCACCCCCUUUUCCUCUCUCUCUUUCUCCCUCUCCCUCUCUCUCUCUCUCGUUCACUCACUCACCCCUCACCACUCUCACCCCUCUAUUAAGUUUCAAGCGUCUCUUCCUCCUGAGCUGAACAACACACACCAAACAGAGGACUGGACGGAAAACAGACACCAGCUCUCCUGCACCGGCCUCCCUCUCCUCCCAUUUCAUCAUUACCUUACUUCAUAUCUGAUUAAUUGUAGCUCUAUUCAUUUAUCUUUCUGUCUAAUGUCAGUGUUCAGCUCAUUUAUUUUCACUCUUCAUUCUAAUUUCUCUCAAUUUACUCAUCCAUCAGAGGACAGUUGAUAGCUGUAUCUCCUCUUUUUCAAAUGAUCAAAUCUACAACCUAGCUUCCUUCCUUGCAUCUUGCCAUCUAUUAUUUGCUCCCCUUAUCUUAUCCUAAGUCUUUUUUCCCAUCCCCUGGUCCUCCUGGCCACUUAGGAUCAGCAUGUGGUCCAACUUCUUUGUGCAGCAGGAUGAGGACGGUCGGAUCGGGGUGGCAGGGGCUGGACAAGGUGGGGGACUGGGUGGAAUGAAGGGUGGAAGGGCACAGAGGCGAGUCCACAAGAUGAGUGACAGCCAGGAGGGGAAGAUCAAACUGGCUUUCUUUGUCGCCAUCAUUGGCGGGACCCUGACGGUUUUGGGUAUGGGGACAGAGUUUUGGGCGGUGCUGGCCCAACCAAAGAAUUUCAGCGGCAACCACACCUGCCAGAUGGCCCACUACGGCCUGUGGAAGGGCUGCAUCCGCACCCUGUGGGUGGCUGACAUAGACCCAGAGAGGACAAGCUGCGGCCCUGCUGAACUACCUGGAGAAUCCAACUGCACCUACUUCAAAUUCUUCACCUCUGGGGAGAAUGCAGUCAUAUUCAAGAAGACGACUAACAAGAAUCUGAAUCUUGCAGCAGCCAUCUUGGCUCUGUUGAGUCUGACCAUGAUGGUCACGGGCUCCAUCUGCAUCGCCAUGUCUCUGAGCAAGGGGGUGCCGUUCUUUCUCAAACCAGCUGCCUUCUGCUUCAUCCUGUCAGGUGUCCUCGUUCUCCUCUCUAUCCUGAUCUUCCACCAGUCAGUGCUGGCCUUGUUGUCCAGUGAUCACUCCAUACCUUUACACCAUGAGCUGUCCUGGUCCGUGGCCUGCGUGGGCUCAGCGGGAGCAGCUCUCAUUUUCGGAGGCAUCCUCUUCAUCAUCCUCUCUCUUCCUUUCAGCCCCUGGCAGAAAUGCUUGCCACACAAGAAUAGCACCACCUAGCACUUGAAUGCCAAAAUGUACAUAUAGUAUUCUUGAUGUUUUUUUUUUUUUUGAGAGUAAGUGUAAAUGUCCAUUUCCCGAGGGCUGCAACUCUCAGGUUGCUCUUGGCAUUUCAUUUGUCAGAGAAGUCAUAAGAGGUCUUAAUCAAACAUUUGACAAAAAGUCAUCAGCAACGAUGAGGAAUUCCCUUAGAGUUAGGAUAAAAAAAUAUGUUUUUGUGUUUUUGUUUAGUAGAAAACAGUUGGAGGGACUGACUUUUUUAGCUCUACGGUGUGCUUACUCCAACAAGAGUCUAAUAGACCUUUCUGCUAGUAAAUAUAUAGAUUUUUCAAAACUUCAGGCACAAAACUUCUUGUUGUCUUUUCGACAUGAAAGCCCAUUUCUGCCAAGUAAUAAUAAAACAUAAAACGUUCAAAUGGAAUGAUGGAUUGGAGCUGGGUCAUGGCCAACAAUUAAAUAAAAAUAAAAAUUCUCAUAUCAGUUGAACAAUUAUCACAAUAAAUGUCACAUUAUUGUGUUUCUUUCAAAUUUAAAGAUUGAUUUUUGCUGCUGAUUGAAGGUUGUGGUUUUACAAACUAUUCCAAAAACAUUUGAAUAAAUCUGAGAAGGAUCAAUUAUGUGUUUUAAGCAUUAUAUCGAUAUAUUGGACUUUGUUAUAUUGUUUGAUAUUGAUGACACUGUGAUAAUAAUUGAUAUUGUUUUAAAACUCACCCCAAAAAAACUAAUUCUGUUGUUUGUCCAUGCCCUUUAUAAAGACGCAUACUGCAGCAGCACUUUCAGAUCAACCCACAGGAUGAAACACUUUGUCAGAGUUGAAGAAUAAAUCUAUUUCAUCGUUUAUAAUUUUUUUUAAAUUAUUUUAUAAUUCUUCGGUUAAGGUUUGGUUCAUUUCCAGUAAUGUUGACCUUGGCACAGUUAAAGAAACAGCAAUUUAUGAUAAAAUCACUUCUCAUGGUUCAGGAACCUUCAUCAUUGGAGCUACAAUAAGAACUAUGAGGUAUAAUUGUAAUAGAUAAAAAAAAAAAUGUUGGCUGUUGCUUGGAAACAGGAAACAGUCAUCCUGUGGAAAAGUCAGAUAUUAGCUCGAUCCAUCCGUCCUCUCCGACCUCUUGCCUGUUGCUCUGUGACAUACACAUAAUUACCAUGGCUGCUAUAGAUCUUAUUCAAAUAUUUUUGCAUGCACAACCUUUUAUUACAUUUUUGUCUCUUGGCAGAAAUGGUCUUCCAUCGUUAAAGACUCCUAUGCACCAUCAGGACGUUUUAGAUAAUGUACCAAUCGAACACGCUGCUCGUCAUAUCCUCUACAUGUUAACUUAUCAAUAGAAUCAAUAAGUGUUGUUGAUAUUCUACACAGGUUUUUUUUUUUAAAACACUUAAUACUUGAUAAACAGGAUGCUUGUGUGUUAUUGUUUAUUACUCGUGUGUUUUACCAGUGUUGUGUGAAUGCUGCUUUAUUAUAUGAAUCUAUGAUGAAUGAAAUCAACUGUGAGAAGAGAUGAAAAUACAAUUUUUUAUCAGAGAAUCAUAUGGACUCACUUAAUAAGCUCAACUCUGUACAUAAUAAUAAUAAUAAUGGAUGUUUAUUUUGUGAAUGGUCACUGUUUGUUGAGUUGUGUCCGUUUAUUUGCAAUAUGCAGUAAAUUUAUUUUAUUUGUGUCGUUGGAUGCUCUCUUUUUCUCUCCACCAACAAAUAUUAUUUUGCGGAUUAUGCACUGCACUCAUUUCUAUUCAUAUUUAUCUACAGUAUGUGGCAC
Molecule: messenger RNA, 3124 nt
Organism: Paralichthys olivaceus (Japanese flounder)
Lineage: Eukaryota; Metazoa; Chordata; Actinopteri; Pleuronectiformes; Paralichthyidae
Gene: cacng6b
Product: calcium channel, voltage-dependent, gamma subunit 6b
Biological process (GO): regulation of calcium ion transmembrane transport via high voltage-gated calcium channel
Cellular component (GO): membrane; L-type voltage-gated calcium channel complex
Molecular function (GO): calcium channel regulator activity
Source: RefSeq, a predicted model, not a curated record